AUUUGAUCAAGUCGUUAUUUAUAUUAUAAAACAAUUAUUAACGUAAGGAUUUCCUAAAAGUGGGUGUCAUUUGUCGAAUUUUUUUGGCAUAGAAUUUGCAGGUGUCGGUCAAUACAGGUUAUAAGAGCUUAAAGAGCAGUGCCUGAAGCUGGGAGUCUCAGAACAUUUAGAAAGUGGCAACUUACACGUAGCAUUUUUGUUCUAUCUUUGCGGAUUAAAAUCUGCCCAUAUCACAAAACAAUGGUGGUGCCGCUGAACGAUAUGUUGCCCUUUGCCAGCGGUGAAAGGAGACUGGCAGCUUGUGUUCUGUUGUUGUUAUUAGAAUUAUUUCUAGAAGGCGCCGACGCAGUGCCUAACCAGGCUGACAUUGAAAACCAUCUGGAGCUUGGUAAAGAGUUUUUAGCGAGAGGUCAGCUAGCAGAUGCACUCACACAUUACCAUGCUGCUGUUGAGGGCGAUUCUAAUAACUACCUGACACUUUUUAAACGAGGAACCGUUUACUUGGCGUUGGGUAAGGCACGUUUUGCCAUACAAGAUUUCACACGUGUGUUAGAACUUAAGCCAGACUUUACGGCAGCUCGAAUGCAACGCGGUGUAGUACAUUUAAAGUGUGGCGAAUAUGAGCAAGCUACUGAAGACUUCGAAUAUGUGCUGCAAGAAGAUCCUUACAAUGAAAGUGUUAAUGAGCAUAUCAGACGAAUUGACGCAGCCCUUGAUCAAUGGAUAAUUGUAAAUGAUCUUAGUUAUCGUGGAGAUUCGCGUAAUAUUAUUCCCAUGAUUACACAACUACUGGAGGUCUCUCCAUGGUCCAUUGAAUUCCGCAAAGCCCGUGCCAACGCUUACAUUGCCAUAGACGAACUACCUGCUGCCAUUUCCGAUCUCCGCUCAGUAAACAAACUUUCGCAAGACAGCACAGAGGGUUAUUACAACAUCGCAUUGUUAUUGUACAAAUUGGGUCAAGCUACAAACGCACUGAAGGAAAUACGAGAAUGUUUGCAUCUGGAUCCCGAGCACAAAGAUUGCUUCCCUUUUUACAAAAAAUUGAGGAAGGUGGAGAAAAGUUUAUCAAAUGCUGAAAAUUCUCGGGAAGAAAAACAGUUUGCAGAUUGCAUAAGUUCUGCAGAGUCUGUGUUAAAACUAGAAAAGGAUGAGAAAAUGAUAAUAUACGAGGCUAAGCGACAACUUUGUACUUGUUACACACGAGAUGAACAGUACGCAAAAGCGUUAAGUCAUUGUAAAGAAGCGCUGGAACUUUUACGUGAUCCACAAUUAUAUUGUGAACGAGCAGAUGCCUAUAUAGGUUCCGAAAUGUAUGAUGAUGCCAUACAUGAUUACCAAAGUGCUUUGGAAAUAGACGAGAGUCUGCAACGAGCCAAGGAGGGUAUUGAAAAAGCGAAAAGACUGCAAAAACAAGCGGAGCGCAGGGAUUACUACAAAAUCCUUGGAGUCAAACGCAACGCAAACAAACAGGAAAUAACCAAAGCAUACCGGAAAGCGGCGCAAAAAUGGCAUCCAGAUAAUUUUAAAGAUGAAGAAAAAAAGAUAGCCGAAAAGAAGUUCAUUGAUAUUGCGGCAGCCAAAGAAGUACUAACUGACCCUGAGAAACGAAAACAAUUCGAUAUGGGCCAAGAUCCUCUCGAUCCAGAAGCUAAUCAACAAGGUGGCUUCCGCGGUGGUAGCCCCUUUGCUCACUUCCAACACGGGUCGCCGUUCCAAUUCAAAUUCCAUUUCAACUAGACGUACCGUAAUCCUCAGGCAUUGCGAAUUACAUUAGCACAUACCUAGCAUUAGUCGGUUCGUUGUUAGGCCUCUUCUUUUUUUAAUAGUAUAUAAUAUUAAUGUAAAUGAUUGAAGAACUUGCGUUGGUACUGUUGCCAUGCAAAUAUAGUAAGCAGCGUUUCUUCGCUGUUUGCCGUGCACUUACUAUUGUAGGUAUUUAUUAUUUUUAUUACUUAAUAUAUGGUUGAUUGUAAAAUUAUGCAACUAGCUAUAAACAUAAAAUGCUGUAACACACUAAUCGCGCAAAAAUGUAAAGCUUUUUUCCAACCGUACCACAUUUAAACUGAAAUUAGUACAUAGCCAUCUCUUAAGUCUAUUUCUUUAGUAGAUAUUUCACUACAUAAUUUGAAUUGAAUUUAUUUGUAAAUAGUAGGCUAAAUUAAAGAAAACCUCUAUUCCUAUUUUUAUGUUAAAAAUAAUAUUAGUAUUUAUACAUGGAACAAUAAAAUUUAAUAUUUAUAAAAAA
Molecule: messenger RNA, 2245 nt
Organism: Ceratitis capitata (Mediterranean fruit fly)
Lineage: Eukaryota; Metazoa; Arthropoda; Insecta; Diptera; Tephritidae
Gene: P58IPK
Product: dnaJ homolog subfamily C member 3
Exons: 4
Coding region: 241-1737 (498 amino acids)
Biological process (GO): protein folding in endoplasmic reticulum
Cellular component (GO): endoplasmic reticulum
Molecular function (GO): protein-folding chaperone binding; misfolded protein binding
Source: RefSeq, a predicted model, not a curated record